AUGCCUGGGAAAAGGGGCGCAUUCCUAAAUUAUACUGAAGCUGCAAUGCUUGCAGCAGUGAACGAUGUUCGUCUUCAUAAAACACCAAUACGAACGGCUGCAAAAAAGUUCGGUGUACCAAAAAUAACGCUUACAAAUAAAGUAAAAGGGAAGUCACCGAUGGAACGAAAAAUGGGUCCGAUAUCCAUCCUUACACCAGAAGAGGAGCAUAAAAUAUGCGACUGGGUGCAAAAAAAUGGCAAAAGCGGUUUUCCUGUGACAACCGAACAGUUAAUUGUGAGUGUAGAUAAAUACUUAAAGGAAAUAAAACGUCCAUGUGUCUUAUUCAAGCAUGGAAGACCAGGUAGAACAUGGGUAAAGGCCUUUAUUCGGAGAAAUCCAACAAUUUCCAAGAGGAUAUCACAAAAUUUGACAGCAUCGAGAGCCAAGGUAACAGGUGAUCACCUAUCAGAAUGGUACAAACGUGUGUAUAAGGAGUUGGAAGAUAGUGUCCAGGCCUAA
This is a messenger RNA of Danaus chrysippus (African queen), 501 nucleotides long. Lineage: Eukaryota; Metazoa; Arthropoda; Insecta; Lepidoptera; Nymphalidae. The record is from the annotation of a GenBank genome assembly.